CAGGGGAGGGCACAAGUGCAGGCUUUCCUCUUCCCCAUAGUGACAUCAUGGCAAAUUCCCAAACGGGACGGACCCGGCUCGGGUGACAUCCAGCAGGGCCAAGCCGGUCCGGCCCGGGCCGGGCUAGGCCACCGUGCCAGCUGGGGGGACGGGGCUCUGUGCCCUGCAGGGUCAGCGCGCUGGGGGCGGAGUUCUGUUCCGCCCGCCCUCGGCGCGGACUGUGCCCUCGGCGGGCACGCAGACCCGCAGUGUAAGGCUUGGGCCGGGCUUCUCUGGGCCAAGGAUCAAGGUCCCUGGCUGGGGUAGGCCCCCGUGCAUUCCAGUCUUCCCGACCCGGACUCUCAAGAGGGCGCAGUAGAGCCUCAGCGUCCGGCGAGAAACCUCGCCACCUCGGCCGGAGGUGGAACUAAUCGUGUCCCCGCCCCGGGGCGGAGUUAUCCGGCCCUGAGACCCGCCCUAAAUCCUGAGGCCUCUCGGAAAGAACCAUUAGGGGCGGAAGUUAGGAAGCCCCGAGAGCCAGGCGGCGGAAGUGGUAGCUUUACUGCAUGUCCGUGGGCAUGCGUUGUUCUCGUUCCUUGCUGCCGCUCUCUAGGCACUAUCUUUCCCUCUUCUCUUCUUUUCUCCACGCGAGGGGGAGCGCGUACCCCUAGGCGUGGUCCCGCUCCCAGCCCUCUGCUACUCUCGUGGCCACCUCACCAUGGCGGGCAUCCUGUUUGAGGAUAUUUUUGAUGUGAAAGACAUUGACCCGGAGGGCAAGAAGUUUGACCGAGGCAGUUCCUGAUAUAGGAAUCUCCCUCGGGAAACACUGUAUAGAUGGGAACACGGAGACUCCGGAACUCGGCCUGGCUUCACACAGGCUGUGCCCUGUGCCUGGGUGGCCUUCUCUCAUGGUGCUGUGUCUCGACUACAUUGUGAGAGUGAAUCUUUCAAGAUGGACCUGAUCUUAGAUGUAAACAUUCAGAUUUACCCUGUGGACUUGGGUGACAAGUUCCGGUUGGUCAUAGCCAGUACCUUAUAUGAAGAUGGUACCCUGGAUGACGGUGAAUACAACCCCACAGAUGAUAGACCUUCCAGGGCCGACCAGUUUGAGUACGUAAUGUAUGGGAAAGUAUACAGAAUUGAGGGCGAUGAAACUUCUACUGAAGCAGCAACGCGUCUCUCUGCCUACGUGUCCUAUGGUGGCCUGCUCAUGAGGCUGCAGGGUGAUGCCAACAACCUGCAUGGAUUUGAAGUGGAUUCCAGAGUUUAUCUGCUGAUGAAGAAACUGGCCUUCUGAAGCACCCAGGAAGCCAACCUUGCUGCUUAGUCACUCAGGACUUGGACAUCCAUUCGAGCCUGAGGAGCAGUUACUACUGACCACCUGUUCAGGAAGGGCUGGCUGGCUGGCCACUGGGGGUGCAUCUUUAGGUGGUCUGGACUCAAUGGGAAACUUACCUGUGAAAGACCCAGUGGGAGGGCUUAAAAGGAAUCAGAAGUUGUUUGUGUAUAUGAUUUUUUAAUUAAACUUUACUUUUUCAGACUCUUUUCCCCACCUUAAAAAAAAAAAAUCUUUUCCAUUACUCUAAAA
Molecule: messenger RNA, 1567 nt
Organism: Mirounga angustirostris (Northern elephant seal)
Lineage: Eukaryota; Metazoa; Chordata; Mammalia; Carnivora; Phocidae
Gene: POLR2H
Product: RNA polymerase II, I and III subunit H
Exons: 6
Coding region: 932-1276 (114 amino acids)
Biological process (GO): DNA-templated transcription
Cellular component (GO): RNA polymerase I complex; RNA polymerase III complex; RNA polymerase II, core complex
Source: RefSeq, a predicted model, not a curated record